UGUAGACUGCAUAAGGUCCAGCUUAGCUUAUUUCUCACUUUCAGUUCCCAUUUGUCUGUUGAAGUCGACAUUGCGUGUUUCUCUGUGAAGCAAGAGGAAAAAGUCAACUUUUAUCACAAGCCUCAAGAGCCAAGGUUCUCAUGCUGUCCGGUUUAGUCUUGUUUACAUGAUGGAUGGCUUUGUCAUAUCUCCAUCAGAAGAAAUCAUUUCAAAUGAGGCUGCGAAUUAUCGAUCACCGGUGGACCUGUACAACUACCUAAACAGUGUGGGGGAGAGUUACGAAGACCACAAAUGGGCCCUCCAUUCUGAUCGAGUCCAGCCUUCAGACUUUGAAAAUUCCCCAGUGAAUCAUCUGACAGAGCUGCAGGCGGUAUCAUCUCAACAACUCAUCCAACCCUUUCGGUACAGCAGCGACCCCCUGCACCUUCACCUGGACCCUCCACUCGCUCCUCUCUCCCUGUCCUCACAGAUCCCAUAUUACACCCAGGCCCUGUGCUACCAGUACCCCCCCUCAGCCUCACCUGGACAUUACUACAAAGAGGAGGAACAAAGAGCCAUCAGUCCCCCGCUGGAGGUCUCAGAGGGGGAGGAUGAGUGUGAGGACCGCGGCCACUCUUUUUUUCGAAGAGACACUAACAAUAAGAAGAAAAUCCGCCUGUACCAGUUCCUCUUGGACUUGCUUCGCAACGGCGACAUGAGUGACAGCAUCUGGUGGGUGGACCAGGACAAAGGCAUCUUCCAGUUCUCCACAAAACACAAAGAAGCUCUGGCGACCACCUGGGGCAUUCAGAAAGGAAACCGCAAAAAAAUGACCUACCAGAAAAUGGCUCGAGCUCUGAGGAACUAUGGUAAAACAGGAGAGAUUAAGAAAGUGAAAAAGAAGCUCACCUACCAGUUCAGUGAGGAGGUUCUCCGGAGCCUGUGUUUACACCAGUACCAUCACUGAUGUAGGAACAAAGUUUGUCUAUCAGAGGGCUGAGACUAAACCUGACAAAAUCAUGGUUUGCUUGUAGAUUUGCUUCAACGCUUUGUUUUUCUGCCAAAUUGUCAGAUUUAUUUAUUUGUAAUGCCAGUGGGUGACAUUCAUUACCGUCCACUUAAAAUUGCUUCAUUUGACUCAAAUUAAGUUUCUGUGUCUAAAGGAAAAAUGAAAACCCACAAUCAUGAUAGCUUUGUUGCAUUAGUGUCUACAUUGUGUGUCUACAUACCUCACACUGUAGCCUUUAUUGUUUAAUUACUGAAAUAAAGUAAGUUCAUUUUUUGGACAUGCAUAACAACUUGGUUUAAAUUUUUGUGAACAUAUGGUCAGAUAAGAUUCAAUUUAAACUGUAAAAUAAAAACUGUUAAAAACUCCAAUUGAAUUUGUAGUUUGAAGACUUGUUGAAAAUUUGAUAUGGA
Molecule: messenger RNA, 1398 nt
Organism: Menidia menidia (Atlantic silverside)
Lineage: Eukaryota; Metazoa; Chordata; Actinopteri; Atheriniformes; Atherinopsidae
Source: the annotation of a GenBank genome assembly